Salvelinus fontinalis (brook trout) is the source of this 2384-nucleotide messenger RNA. RefSeq names its product KICSTOR subunit 2-like. Gene Ontology annotation, cellular component: KICSTOR complex. The coding region runs from base 371 to 1720 and encodes 449 amino acids. Lineage: Eukaryota; Metazoa; Chordata; Actinopteri; Salmoniformes; Salmonidae. The transcript has 3 exons. Gene Ontology annotation, biological process: cellular response to amino acid starvation; negative regulation of TORC1 signaling; cellular response to glucose starvation. The record is from RefSeq and is a predicted model, not a curated record.
AACCACUCCAAGUCAGAAGAGGGCGCUAGACGUUCAGAUUGCAACGCUUCCGCCAGACACUUCUGCUUUGCCGUAGUGUUGUGAUGUGAAUUGAAACCAAGAUGGCGUCUACGGAAUAGCUAGUUAAAUUGGUAUACAAUAUUUCAUUUGCCGCAUAAUGUUUUAUACAUUUCGUUUGUUCUAUGUCAGUGUUAGAUUAACAAUACAUUCUGACAAAUUCAGUUUGGGCCGAGAGAGGUGUUGCUAAAUUGUUUUACCUAGAUCUCUAGCUAGCAUGAUAGCAGUAGUAUCGAGCAAGUAUGCGACCAGUUUAGAACGGUAAUAAAUGUUCUAUUCACAAGUUAACUUGCUGUAUUAGCUAUCCUAAAGCAUGAUGGAGACUCCGCGUGAGGAGGAACUGCGGCCGGUGCCUCGUGAGCGGGCGAUUCUGGAGAGUUUCUUCACGCAGCUCGGAAUGUUCUCGUUCGACCGGGCGAAAGAUUAUGUGGAGAAAGAGAAGGACAGUAGCAAGAGCGCAGGGGCCAUCUGGGCCGCUCUCCUUGCCGCCUUCGCACACCUUGCCGCAGCGGAGAAGGCCUAUCACAACAUGACGUUCCUGGGACAAAAACUGGGCGGACAGUCGUUCUUCAGCCGCAAGGACUCCAUCCGCACCAUCUACACCUCCCUGUUCAACGCGCUGAGGAAGGUGGUGACCAUGGGGCGCCACGCCCAGCCAGGCUCCGCACCCUACCUGGAGGACCUGCUGUCUCACCUGUCGGAGCAGCUGUGCCACUUCACCCAGGCCCGCAUGGAGAUGGCUGACCUGUACGAGAAGAUGCACGCGCUGGGCAGCCAGAAGAACAUCAACUCAGAGGAGCUGGUCGCCACCCUCGAGGCAGUGCUGCAGAAAUACAGCUCCAGGUUCCACCACCCCAUCCUGGGCCGCUUGGAGGGGGGCUUCCAGACAGAGGUGGAUGUGGUGACACAGCUCCUGCGCUGCCAGGCACAGGUGUCAGAGUGGCACUUCCUGCCCGCCCUGCUCAGCCUGCACGGGGCUAGCUCUAAGCUCACUGCCUGGGGACAGCUCUUCCAGCGCCAGAGGGAGACCCGCAAACACCUGUUCGGAGGCCAGUCCCAGAAGGCAGUGCAGCCACCCCACCUGUACGUGUGGCUGCAGCGCCUCCAGGGGGCGCUCCUGGCUAAAUUCAGCUUCUACUUUCAUGAGGCGCUGAGCAGGCAGACGGUGUCCGCAGACAUGAAGGCCCUGACAGCACGCACGGCGCCCGAUUACCACGGCAAGAUCUGUUCGUUUAUCCGCAAACACGAUGCCAACAACGUGUCGCUGGUGUUCGACAACCGCGGCUUGGACAGCUUCCAGGGCCACGGCUACCACCACCCGCAUUCGUACCGCGAGGCGCCCAAGGGUGUGGAGCAGUUCCCCGCCGUGGUGUCCCUUCCCGGGGGCGAGCGGCCACUCACGCACUGGCCCAACGUCAUCAUGAUGAUGGGCGACCGCGAGGCGGAGCUCAACACGCUGGAGAAGGUGGUACACUUCUACGACGACAAAGUCCAGAGCACUUACUACCUGACCCGACCAGAAUCGCACUUCACCCUGGUGGUCAUCUUCGAUGGCAGGAAGUCCGAGAAGGACUCGCACAUCACCGCCUUCCUGCAGGAGAUCUCUGGCUCGCUAAGGAACUCCAAACCAUUCAGCACCCUCAAACCUGGCUCCAAAGGCUGAGAGAGAGAAAUGCCCUACUUCAUAUACAUCGUAAACUGACUGUCCCCAUAAAGGGGAAGCGUGCGUGUGUAUCGUUAUAACAGAGAGACGAGGGAUUGUUCCAGUUCCGUAGACAGACAGGAUGGACAAAGUUGUCUAAUCAUUAGGAAAGCUUCUUGAGUAACAUUGUUGCAAUAUUCUGAUUUGGUUUUAGCUUCUUAAAAAUGAGUGGCCAGGACCUUUUGCUUUACUACUUGAUAUUUCAAAUAUAAUUAGAACCUCGGCAUUAGCUUGUUUUUAAAUCAGAGAAUGGCUUGAACCCGUGGUCCAACUGUUGGUUCUGUUGAGCAUCGUGCUUUGAAUCCUUUAGUUUGUUUUGCCAAAUCAGUUCCAGACCAAAGAUGUGCGUCACUGACUAUUAGACGCAGCGUGGCCUUCUCACAGUGAACUGCUCUAUCGAGACUUUUGACCUGUUUCUAUUCCAACACAGGAUAGCCAACUUCCUAUCCCCGUCAGGGAUGUAAUGAUGCGAUGUACUGAAAAAUCUUUUGCUUAAUUUAUGUAUACUUUUAACAUUUGUUUGUUUACUGUUUUAACAGAAGUGCUUAAUUUGGUUUCACUGUAUGUCAUCUUAUUUAGCUGUUUAAUUCCCGAAAUAAAGUUGAGACGACUGUAGGAAAAAAAG